GUCGAUACUGCCAGUGGAUUCGGUGGAACAGCACCAACUUUGGCACGGAGACCGUCAGGUUUAGUGUCAAGGACGGCAGCGGUUCAUGCCGGGAUGCUUCGACUCCUUUGUCAGUCAGCCUUCAAGGCAUUGCAGCAACUUGCCAAGCCCCGCGUACGGUCAACAGCACCGUCGCUGGCUGCGCAGCUGAGAAUCAAUCAAACGACUGCCUGUGGUCGUUUGAGAUUCCCCGACCUGGCACGCAAGCGUUCCAUUGUGCGGCGAGCUCUCCUCCGGAAGCACCAACGCCACCAGCCCCAUGGCCUCCAAGUCCAGCGCCGUCCUCGUCACGGCCGCCAAGCCCUCGGCCCCCAUCCCCACGGCCUCCAAAGCCAAUGCCGCCAUCCCCACGCCCUCCAAGGCCGUCCCCUCCACCUGCACCGCCCAGUCCGGCACCGCCCUCGCCGGCACCGCCCAGCCCGGUGCCGCCCUCGCCGGCACCGCCCAGUCCGGCACCGCCCUCGCCGGCACCCAGCCCGCUGCCGCCCUCGCCUGCACCGCCCAGCCCGGCACCGCCCUCGCCGGCACCCAGCCCGCUGCCGCCCUCGCCUGCACCGCCCAGCCCGGCACCGCCCUCGCCUGCACCCAGCCCGCUGCCGCCCUCGCCUGCACCGCCCAGCCCGGCACCGCCGUCGCCGGCGCCCAGCCCGCUGCCGCCCUCGCCUGCGCCGCCCAGCCCGGCACCGCCGUCGCCGGCACCCAGCCCGCUGCCGCCCUCGCCUGCACCGCCCAGCCCGGCACCGCCCUCGCCGGCACCCAGCCCGCUGCCGCCCUCGCCUGCACUGCCCAGCCCGGCACCGCCCUCGCCGGCGCCCAGCCCGGUGCCGCCCUCGCCUGCACCGCCCAGCCCGGCACCGCCCUCGCCGGCACCCAGCCCGCUGCCGCCCUCGCCUGCACCGCCCAGCCCAGCACCACCCUCGCCGGCGCCCAGCCCGCUGCCGCCCUCGCCUGCACCGCCCAGCCCGGCACCGCCCUCGCCGGCACCCAGCCCGCUGCCGCCCUCGCCUGCGCCGCCCAGCCCGGCACCGCCCUCGCCGGCGCCCAGCCCGCUGCCGCCCUCGCCUGCACCGCCCAGCCCGGCACCGCCCUCGCCGGCGCCCAGCCCGCUGCCGCCCUCGCCUGCACCGCCCGGCCCGGCACCGCCCUCGCCGGCACCCAGCCCGCUGCCGCCCUCGCCUGCACCGCCCAGCCCGGCACCACCCUCGCCGGCACCCAGCCCGCUGCCGCCCUCGCCUGCACCGCCCAGCCCGGCACCGCCCUCGCCGGCACCCAGCCCGCUGCCGCCCUCGCCUGCACCGCCCAGCCCAGCACCACCCUCGCCGGCGCCCAGCCCGCUGCCGCCCUCGCCUGCACCGCCCAGCCCGGCACCGCCCUCGCCGGCACCCAGCCCGCUGCCGCCCUCGCCUGCACCGCCCAGCCCGGCACCGCCCUCGCCGGCGCCCAGCCCGCUGCCGCCCUCGCCUGCACCGCCCAGCCCGGCACCGCCCUCGCCGGCGCCCAGCCUGCUGCCGCCCUCGCCUGCACCGCCCAGCCCGGCACCGCCCUCGCCGGCACCCAGCCCCCUGCCGCCCUCGCCUGCACCGCCCAGCCCGGCACCACCCUCGCCGGCACCCAGCCCGCUGCCGCCCUCGCCUGCGCCGCCCAGUCCGGCACCGCCCUCGCCGGCACCCAGCCCGCUGCCGCCCUCGCCUGCACCGCCCAGCCCGGCACCGCCCUCACCGGCACCCAGCCCGCUGCCACCCUCGCCUGCACCGCCCAGCCCGGCACCACCCUCGCCGGCGCCCAGCCCGCUGCCGCCCUCGCCUGCACCGCCCAGCCCGGCACCGCCCUCGCCGGCACCCAGCCCGCUCCCGCCCUCGCCUGCACCGCCCAGCCCGGCACCGCCCUCGCCGGCACCCAGCCCCCUGCCGCCCUCGCCUGCACCGCCCAGCCCAGCACCACCCUCGCCGGCGCCCAGCCCGCUGCCGCCCUCGCCUGCGCCGCCCAGUCCGGCACCGCCCUCGCCGGCACCCAGCCCGCUGCCGCCCUCGCCUGCACCGCCCAGCCCGGCACCGCCCUCGCCGGCACCCAGCCCCCUGCCGCCCUCGCCUGCACCGCCCAGCCCGGCACCACCCUCGCCGGCACCCAGCCCGCUGCCGCCCUCGCCUGCGCCGCCCAGUCCGGCACCGCCCUCGCCGGCACCCAGCCCGCUGCCGCCCUCGCCUGCACCGCCCAGCCCGGCACCGCCCUCACCGGCACCCAGCCCGCUGCCACCCUCGCCUGCACCGCCCAGCCCGGCACCACCCUCGCCGGCGCCCAGCCCGCUGCCGCCCUCGCCUGCACCGCCCAGCCCGGCACCGCCCUCGCCGGCACCCAGCCCGCUCCCGCCCUCGCCUGCACCGCCCAGCCCGGCACCGCCCUCGCCGGCACCCAGCCCCCUGCCGCCCUCGCCUGCACCGCCCAGCCCAGCACCACCCUCGCCGGCGCCCAGCCCGCUGCCGCCCUCGCCUGCGCCGCCCAGUCCGGCACCGCCCUCGCCGGCACCCAGCCCGCUGCCGCCCUCGCCUGCACCGCCCAGCCCGGCACCGCCCUCACCGGCACCCAGCCCGCUGCCACCCUCGCCUGCACCGCCCAGCCCGGCACCACCCUCGCCGGCGCCCAGCCCGCUGCCGCCCUCGCCUGCACCGCCCAGCCCGGCGCCACCCUCGCCGGCACCCAGCCCGCUGCCGCCCUCGCCUGCACCGCCCAGCCCGGCACCGCCCUCGCCGGCACCCAGCCCGCUGCCGCCCUCGCCUGCACCGCCCAGCCCAGCACCACCCUCGCCGGCGCCCAGCCCGCUGCCGCCCUCGCCUGCACCGCCCAGCCCGGCACCGCCCUCGCCGGCACCCAGCCCGCUGCCGCCCUCGCCUGCGCCGCCUAGCCCGGCACCGCCCUCGCCGGCACCCAGCCCGCUGCCGCCCUCGCCUGCACCGCCCAGCCCGGCACCGCCCUCGCCGGCACCCAGCCCGCUGCCGCCCUCGCCUGCACCGCCUAGCCCGGCACCACCCUCGCCGGCACCCAGCCCGCUGCCGCCCUCGCCUGCACCGCCCAGCCCGGCACCGCCGUCGCCGGCACCGCCCAGCCCGCUCCCGCCCUCGCCUGCGCCGCCCAGCCCGGCACCGCCGUCGCCGGCACCCAGCCCGCUGCCGCCCUCGCCUGCGCCGCCCAGCCCGGCACCGCCCUCGCCGGCACCCAGCCCCCUGCCGCCCUCGCCUGCACCGCCCAGCCCAGCACCACCCUCGCCGGCACCCAGCCCGCUGCCGCCCUCGCCUGCACCGCCCAGCCCGGCACCGCCCUCGCCGGCACCCAGCCCGCUGCCGCCCUCGCCUGCACCGCCCAGCCCAGCACCACCCUCGCCGGCGCCCAGCCCGCUGCCGCCCUCGCCUGCGCCGCCCAGCCCGGCACCGCCCUCGCCGGCACCCAGCCCCCUGCCGCCCUCGCCUGCACCGCCCAGCCCAGCACCACCCUCGCCGGCACCCAGCCCGCUGCCGCCCUCGCCUGCACCGCCCAGCCCGGCACCGCCCUCGCCGGCACCCAGCCCGCUGCCGCCCUCGCCUGCACCGCCCAGCCCAGCACCACCCUCGCCGGCGCCCAGCCCGCUGCCGCCCUCGCCUGCACCGCCCAGCCCGGCACCGCCCUCGCCGGCACCCAGCCCGCUGCCGCCCUCGCCUGCGCCGCCUAGCCCGGCACCGCCCUCGCCGGCACCCAGCCCGCUGCCGCCCUCGCCUGCGCCGCCUAGCCCGGCACCGCCCUCGCCGGCACCCAGCCCGCUGCCGCCCUCGCCUGCACCGCCCAGCCCAGCACCACCCUCGCCGGCGCCCAGCCCGCUGCCGCCCUCGCCUGCACCGCCCAGCCCGGCACCGCCCUCGCCGGCACCCAGCCCGCUGCCGCCCUCGCCUGCACCGCCCAGCCCGGCACCGCCCUCGCCUGCACCCAGCCCGCUGCCGCCGUCGCCCGCACCGCCCAGCCCGGCACCACCCUCGCCGGCACCCAGCCCGCUGCCGCCCUCGCCUGCACCGCCCAGCCCGGCACCGCCCUCGCCGGCACCCAGCCCGCUGCCGCCCUCGCCUGCGCCGCCUAGCCCGGCACCGCCCUCGCCGGCACCCAGCCCGCUGCCGCCCUCGCCUGCACCGCCCAGCCCUGCACCACCCUCGCCGGCGCCCAGCCCGCUGCCGCCCUCGCCUGCACCGCCCAGCCCGGCACCGCCCUCGCCGGCACCCAGCCCGCUGCCGCCCUCGCCUGCACCGCCCAGCCCGGCACCGCCCUCGCCGGCACCCAGCCCGCUGCCGCCCUCGCCUGCACCGCCCAGCCCAGCACCACCCUCGCCGGCGCCCAGCCCGCUGCCGCCCUCGCCUGCACCGCCCAGCCCGGCACCGCCCUCGCCGGCACCCAGCCCGCUGCCGCCCUCGCCUGCGCCGCCUAGCCCGGCACCGCCCUCGCCGGCACCCAGCCCGCUGCCGCCCUCGCCUGCACCGCCCAGCCCAGCACCACCCUCGCCGGCGCCCAGCCCGCUGCCGCCCUCGCCUGCACCGCCCAGCCCGGCACCGCCCUCGCCGGCACCCAGCCCGCUGCCGCCCUCGCCUGCACCGCCCAGCCCGGCACCGCCCUCGCCGGCACCCAGCCCGCUGCCGCCCUCGCCUGCGCCGCCUAGCCCGGCACCGCCCUCGCCGGCACCCAGCCCGCUGCCGCCCUCGCCUGCACCGCCCAGCCCGGCACCGCCGUCGCCGGCACCCAGCCCGCUGCCACCCUCGCCUGCACCGCCCAGCCCGGCACCACCCUCGCCGGCGCCCAGCCCGCUGCCGCCCUCGCCUGCACCGCCCAGCCCGGCGCCACCCUCGCCGGCACCCAGCCCGCUCCCGCCCUCGCCUGCACCGCCCAGCCCGGCACCGCCCUCGCCGGCACCCAGCCCGCUGCCGCCCUCGCCUGCACCGCCCAGCCCAGCACCACCCUCGCCGGCGCCCAGCCCGCUGCCGCCCUCGCCUGCACCGCCCAGCCCGGCACCGCCCUCGCCGGCACCCAGCCCGCUGCCGCCCUCGCCUGCGCCGCCUAGCCCGGCACCGCCCUCGCCGGCACCCAGCCCGCUGCCGCCCUCGCCUGCACCGCCCAGCCCGGCACCGCCCUCGCCGGCCCCCAGCCCGCUGCCGCCCUCGCCUGCACCGCCCAGCCCGGCACCGCCCUCGCCUGCACCCAGCCCGGUGCCGCUCUCGCCUGCACCGCCCAGCCCGGCACCACCCUCGCCGGCGCCAAGCCCGCUGCCGCCCUCGCCUGCACCGCCCAGCCCGGCGCCACCCUCGCCGGCACCCAGCCCGCUGCCGCCUUCGCCUGCACCGCCCAGCCCGGCACCGCCCUCGCCGGCACCCAGCCCGCUGCCGCCCUCGCCUGCACCGCCCAGCCCGGCACCGCCCUCGCCUGCACCCAGCCCGCUGCCGCCGUCGCCCGCACCGCCCAGCCCGGCACCACCCUCGCCGGCACCCAGCCCGCUGCCGCCUUCGCCUGCACCGCCCAGCCCGGCACCGCCCUCGCCGGCACCCAGCCCGCUGCCGCCCUCGCCUGCACCGCCUAGCCCGGCACCACCCUCGCCGGCACCCAGCCCGCUGCCGCCCUCGCCUGCACCGCCCAGCCCGGCACCGCCGUCGCCGGCACCGCCCAGCCCGCUCCCGCCCUCGCCUGCGCCGCCCAGCCCGGCACCGCCGUCGCCAGCACCCAGCCCGCUGCCGCCCUCGCCUGCGCCGCCCAGCCCGGCACCGCCCUCGCCGGCACCCAGCCCCCUGCCGCCCUCGCCUGCACCGCCCAGCCCAGCACCACCCUCGCCGGCACCCAGCCCGCUGCCGCUCUCGCCUGCACCGCCCAGCCCGGCACCGCCCUCGCCGGCACCCAGCCCGCUGCCGCCCUCGCCUGCACCGCCCAGCCCAGCACCACCCUCGCCGGCACCCAGCCCGCUGCCGCCCUCGCCUGCACCGCCCAGCCCGGCACCGCCCUCGCCGGCACCCAGCCCGCUGCCGCCCUCGCCUGCGCCGCCUAGCCCGGCACCGCCCUCGCCGGCACCCAGCCCGCUGCCGCCCUCGCCUGCGCCGCCUAGCCCGGCACCGCCCUCGCCGGCACCCAGCCCGCUGCCGCCCUCGCCUGCACCGCCCAGCCCAGCACCACCCUCGCCGGCGCCCAGCCCGCUGCCGCCCUCGCCUGCACCGCCCAGCCCGGCACCGCCCUCGCCGGCACCCAGCCCGCUGCCGCCCUCGCCUGCACCGCCCAGCCCGGCACCGCCCUCGCCUGCACCCAGCCCGCUGCCGCCGUCGCCCGCACCGCCCAGCCCGGCACCACCCUCGCCGGCACCCAGCCCGCUGCCGCCCUCGCCUGCACCGCCCAGCCCGGCACCGCCCUCGCCGGCACCCAGCCCGCUGCCGCCCUCGCCUGCGCCGCCUAGCCCGGCACCGCCCUCGCCGGCACCCAGCCCGCUGCCGCCCUCGCCUGCACCGCCCAGCCCUGCACCACCCUCGCCGGCGCCCAGCCCGCUGCCGCCCUCGCCUGCACCGCCCAGCCCGGCACCGCCCUCGCCGGCACCCAGCCCGCUGCCGCCCUCGCCUGCACCGCCCAGCCCGGCACCGCCCUCGCCGGCACCCAGCCCGCUGCCGCCCUCGCCUGCACCGCCCAGCCCAGCACCACCCUCGCCGGCGCCCAGCCCGCUGCCGCCCUCGCCUGCACCGCCCAGCCCGGCACCGCCCUCGCCGGCACCCAGCCCGCUGCCGCCCUCGCCUGCACCGCCCAGCCCGGCACCGCCCUCGCCGGCACCCAGCCCGCUGCCGCCCUCGCCUGCACCGCCCAGCCCGGCACCGCCAUCUCCUGUCCCUCCUAGCCCGCCAUGUUUGUACGGGGAUGCUGGCAACGACAGUACAUUGCAGUUUGGCGACCCCACGAAUGGCAUCGAGACAUGCACGGAUCAGGCCAGCUGCAUCGAUGUGUAUGUGGAUGGCCGGACAUGCUUCUCACUCGGGGACGACGACAGCAGCAGCAAUGGAGACGGCGCAUGGCUGUACUGCCCAGUUUGCUUGUACUGGAGCAACAGUCGUGCCAGCUGCGUCAAGCCUACCCAAGAUACCGUCAGCCAUGUGUGCAUGGGCGACCGUUUCUUCCCAGUAAUGCCAAGCCCCGAGAACCCGCCGACGGCUGGCGAUACACAGCAAAUGAAGGACUGGCGCUCUGGCACUGACAGU
Astrephomene gubernaculifera is the source of this 7265-nucleotide messenger RNA. The record is from the annotation of a GenBank genome assembly. NCBI's taxonomy places the organism in Eukaryota, Viridiplantae, Chlorophyta, Chlorophyceae, Chlamydomonadales, Astrephomenaceae.